AUGCUGCCGUGGAUUCUGGUCUUCUCCGCUCUGGGUCUCCAGGCCUUGGGUGGUUCUUCCUGGAACAAAACACAAGCUAAACAGAUAUCAGAGGGGCUUCAGUACCUGCUUGGCAACAUUUCCCAGCUCACUGAAAAAGGCAAACCAGAUGCCUCCACUAUGGUCUCUCGCAAGGCGUGGGGAGCAGAAGCUAUUAGCUGCAGCACUCAACUGACCACACCAGUGGAUGUCCUUGUCAUACACCACAUCCCCGGACUGGAGUGUCACGACCAGACUGUCUGCAGUCAGAGACUGCGGGAAUUGCAGGCCCAUCACGUCCACAACAAUAGUGGCUGCGAUGUGGCCUACAGCUUCCUGGUUGGAGAUGAUGGCAGAGUGUAUGAAGGUGUUGGCUGGACUGUCCAAGGUGUGCACACUCAAGGCUACAACAACAUCUCCCUGGGCUUUGCCUUCUUCGGCACAAAGAAAGGCCACAGUCCCAGCCCUGCUGCCCUGUCAGCCAUGGAUGCCCUAAUCUCCAAUGCUGUCGAGAAGGGCCACUUGUCAUCCAGGUAUGUCCAGCCACUUUUUGUGAAAGGCGAGAACUGCCUGGCUCCUCGGCAGAAAGAAAGUCUGAAGAAGAGAGUUUGCCCUAGCAUUGUCCCGCGGGCUGCUUGGGGGGCCAGGGAGACCCACUGCCCCCAGAUGAUCCUUCCGGCGAAGUAUGGCAUCAUCAUCAAUACUGCGGGGAGAACCUGCAACAUAUCUGACGAGUGCCGCCUGCUGGUUCGGGACAUCCAGUCCUUCCACAUGGACAGGGUCAAGUUAUGUGACAUUGGGUACAACUUCCUUGUAGGCCAGGAUGGCGUCAUUUAUGAAGGCGUGGGCUGGAAUGUCCAAGGCUCUCACACUCCUGGCUAUGAUGACAUUGCCCUGGGCAUCGCCUUCAUGGGCACCUUUACAGGUACUCCGCCCAAUGCCGCGGCACUGGAGGCAGCUCAGGACCUGAUCCAGUGUGCCGUGGUCAAGCGAUACCUGACUCCCAACUACCUGCUGGUGGGUCACAGUGAUGUGGCCAAAACCCUGUCUCCUGGGCAGGCUUUGUACAACAUCAUCAGCACGUGGCCUCAUUUCAAGCACUGA
Messenger RNA from Carlito syrichta (Philippine tarsier), 1122 nucleotides. Its product is annotated as peptidoglycan recognition protein 4. The transcript has 8 exons. Gene Ontology annotation, biological process: peptidoglycan catabolic process. Bases 1 to 1122 code for a protein of 373 amino acids. Lineage: Eukaryota; Metazoa; Chordata; Mammalia; Primates; Tarsiidae. The record is from RefSeq and is a predicted model, not a curated record. Gene Ontology annotation, molecular function: N-acetylmuramoyl-L-alanine amidase activity; zinc ion binding.